Messenger RNA from Pteronotus mesoamericanus, 1531 nucleotides. RefSeq names its product sushi repeat containing protein X-linked 2 (gene SRPX2). Lineage: Eukaryota; Metazoa; Chordata; Mammalia; Chiroptera; Mormoopidae. The record is from RefSeq and is a predicted model, not a curated record. The transcript is spliced from 10 exons. Gene Ontology annotation, biological process: positive regulation of cell migration involved in sprouting angiogenesis; cell-cell adhesion; positive regulation of synapse assembly. Gene Ontology annotation, molecular function: signaling receptor binding. The coding region runs from base 128 to 1525 and encodes 465 amino acids.
UUCUGCUUCCUCUCACUUUGGGAAGCUAACUGAUGGCUGAUUUAUGAAAUUUAUUUUUUUUUGCCCUGGCAUUUCUGGCCACGUACCCCUAUUCUUUCCUCCCUAAUAAUCUCUACCUCUUAAAAGGAUGACCGGUCAAAUAACUCAAAGAGGAGCUCUCUCUCUGCUGCUCUUCCUUGCUCCAGCAGUGGCACCAACAUGGUACACAGGUUCAGGCUACAAUCCAGAUGAAAGCUACAAUGAAGUAUAUGCUGAAGAGGUGCGACAGGUACCUGCCCUAGACUACCGAGCCCCCCGAUGGUGUUAUACAUUAAACAUCCAAGACGGAGAAGCCACAUGCUACUCACCAAGGGGAGGAAAUUAUCACAGCAGCCUGGGCACUCGUUGUGAUCUCUCCUGUGACCAGGGCUAUCGACUGAUUGGACGAAGGUCGGUGCAAUGUCUGCCAAGCCGCCGCUGGUCUGGAACUGCCUACUGCAGGCAGAUGAGAUGCCACACAUUGCCAUUCAUUACGAGUGGCACCUACACCUGCACAAAUGGGGUGCUUCUUGACUCCCGCUGUGACUACAGCUGUUCCAGUGGCUACCACCUGGAAGGUGACCACAGCAGAAUCUGCAUGGAAGAUGGGCAAUGGAGUGGAAGCGAGCCUGUAUGUGUAGACAUAGAUCCCCCCAAGAUCCAUUGUCCCCACUCACGUGUGAAGAUGGCAGAGCCAGAGAAACUGACUGCUCGAGUAUCCUGGAACCCACCUUUGGUGAAAGAUUCUGCUGAUGGUACCAUCACCAGGGUGAUGCUUCGGGGCCCAGAGCCUGGCUCUCACUUUCCCGAAGGAGAGCAUGUGAUUCGUUACACUGCCUAUGACCGAGCCUACAACCGGGCCAGCUGCAAGUUCAUUGUGAAAGUACAAGUGAGACGCUGCCCAACUCUGAAACCACCACAGCAUGGUUACCUCACCUGUACCUCAGGGGGAAACAACUACGGUGCCACCUGUGAAUAUCACUGUGAUGGAGGUUAUGAGCGGCAAGGAACCCCCUCCAGGGUCUGCCAGUCUAGCCGCCAGUGGUCAGGAUCACCACCCAUUUGUGCUUCUAUGAAGAUUAAUGUCAAUGUCAACUCAGCUGCUGGCCUUCUGGAUCAGUUCUAUGAGAAACAACGCCUCCUCAUCAUCUCGGCUCCUGAUCCCUCGAAUCAAUAUUACAAAAUGCAGAUCUCUAUGCUACAGCAAUCUACUUGCGGGCUGGACCUGCGACAUGUGACCAUCAUCGAGCUGGUGGGGCAGCCACCUCAGGAAGUGGGGCGCAUCAAGGAGCAACAUCUGUCAGCCAACAUCAUUGAGGAGCUCAGGCACUUCCAGCGCCUUACUCGCUCCUACUUCAACAUGGUGUUGAUUGACAAGCAAGGGAUUGACCGGGAACGCUACAGGGAACCUGUCACCCCAGAGGAAAUCUUCACAUUCAUUGAUGACUACCUACUGAGCAAUCACGAGCUGAUCCAGCGCCGGCAACAAAGGGACAUAUGUGAAUGAACUUGA